Messenger RNA from Aedes aegypti (yellow fever mosquito), 2176 nucleotides. It is a transcript of the gene dgt1, whose product is annotated as KAT8 regulatory NSL complex subunit 2. Gene Ontology annotation, cellular component: NSL complex. The record is from RefSeq and is a predicted model, not a curated record. The coding region runs from base 78 to 1901 and encodes 607 amino acids. The transcript has 3 exons. NCBI's taxonomy places the organism in Eukaryota, Metazoa, Arthropoda, Insecta, Diptera, Culicidae.
UUGAUUUGUUGCAGUGUACGCAUUUAGUACAAACCGCCCUUUUGUCUUUUGUCACAUGAAUUUUCUGCCAUCCCAGGAUGAUGCAGAAUCAAAACAAUCCAAAUCCCCCCAGGAAGAUGAGCAAUCCUCGCGGCGGGCAGCAGAGAACUCGGCCGUAUCAACAGCACCAUUCGAGGAAGAAUUCCGGAGCGCCAUCAGCAGUAUCGGGAGGAGGACGAAUCGCGGCGUCAUCAAGCCACCAUCGCAGUACAGUUCCAAACGUAAUCGAUCAGGAAAAGGCACUGCGUAAUCAGAUUCACAUGGAGAUCGAAAAGAAGUCGAAAGCCUGUUCCAAUCAGUCCUACGAGUGUACGCUUCCGCGUCUGGAGCAGUACAAUUACUGCAAGCGUCAUAUUCUCCAGGAUACCCGCGCCCCUUACAAGCAGUGCGCAUUCUUUUUUGCGUCGAAUGGAAAACGUUGCUUGGAACCGGCUCCAAAGUAUGACAACAAGAAGGACUACGGGACGAAUUACUGUUUCGAACACAGCCGGCUGACGCAGCUGACCAAAACCAAAUCUACCAUCGGGAAGUACACACCGCUGGAAACGACCGAAACACUCCUACACAAUCUCUCCCACCAUGUCAAGGUGGACAAGGCGAAGCAGCAAAGUCAACAACAGCACCAGCAUCAGCUUGCCAAUUGCUCGUCGGCGCUGAAGAUCACGGUCCACGAUGACGAGGAAGAGGGCGACCUGGACGUUGUUACCCCUUCGGUGGAUCCGUUUGUCGACAUCGAUGUGCCGACGAUCAACGAUUCGGCUCGCGUUGUCCUGGACUAUGCUUCGGAUAGCAGUACUGAUGAAGACGCCACUCUGGUGGGAAACACCUGGCGAGGGUACGAUAUGGACAAUUCGGACAAUGAGAGCGUCGAUUCACAGAACGAAGAUCUGCUGAAACAUGCCGGAAUCUACACGGCCGAGGAAGCCACAAUGAUAACGAAAGAGAAGUUGAUCCGGCUUCAGACGCUGUACAUUGAUCAGUUUCAUCGUCUGCAGCACGUUUUGAAGGAGAAACGACGGCGAUAUCUUCACGAGGUGCGUCGCGAACGGGAACAGUAUUGCAGUAUCCACGAUCAGGUGAAGGAUUCCCCAAAGGAGCGUAAGCUGUACGAGAAGUUGAAAGCUUUGGAUCAUUAUCAUCGGAAAUAUGGGAUGGAUGCUAUCCUGCACCGGAAAUAUCUGGAAAAGCGCGCCAAAGCUACCGAAGGGCUGCACCAGAAAGUUCCGCAACAUCCGAAGUGUGCAUUUACCGAGGGAGGCGUCAAGUGUGGCGAGCGAACUCUUCCAUGCUGCAAAUUCUGCCGGAAACAUAUCCUCGAGGAUAAGAAACAAGUGUUAUUCAAAUCCUGUGGAGUCGAGAAGAGUGGCGUCGUGUGUCAAGAGCCUUUGGCAAACAUCUUUGAGGAUGCCACUUGCUACCUACAUGUAGAACUUCCUGCCCAGAAAACAUUUACCAAAAAGAAAUAUGAAUCCGAGUCGGAAGGGGAAGAAGACCUGCAGUCGCAGGAGAUCAAAAGAGAGCCGCUGUCGGAACCAAAGCUCGAAAAACAUUCCCCUUCGCAGUCGUCCAGCACCACCGCGACAGCAGCCGAAACCGAGGAUCAGGAAGUGUCCUCCGAGCCCCCGCUGGUCGAGCACAACAUUACCAUCGCUCACGACGUGGAACCGCCAAGCCUCGAGGACUCCCUUCCCGUGAGUGUAAUUGCCAAGCCGAUCCCAAUAGAAAAACCCAACCAAACGGAGGAACCCGAAAAGGAACAGCCGGAAGCGACGCCCCCCGAAAAAGACCCAGUGCCGGAGGUUGCUCCGGUGGUCGACGCCCAGGAACCGAAAGCCGAUCCAGUCGAGAAGAUGGCCGAGUGAGGGAAGAAACGAAAUGAAAAUGCCACUUCCGGUUUUGGUCUCAAUUUAAUUGAUUUUUAUUGUAUUUCUUUCCUUUUUCAUUGUAAUAGUUUCAUUAAAUAUAGUCGCGCGAUAGUUCGAAACGAUACAUUAGAACGUAAUCACUUUAGAACGGUUCAAAAAAUUAACCGGAAUUAUAAAUAAUAAUAAAAAAAAAACUCACCUCAAUGUUUUUUGUGUCUCUGCGAUAGUUGCUAGAGUGUAAAUUUGGAAUAAAAUGUUUUGCUAUAAGUCGA